AUGGCUUCAAAUAACCUUCCCCGCAUCCGAGCAUGUCUCUUCGACAUGGACGGCCUCUUGAUUGACUCAGAGGACCUGUACACCGUAAUCACGAACGAGAUCCUCCAGAAGUACGGCAGGCCAUUGCUGCCCUGGUCUAUCAAGGCCCAGAUGCAGGGUCGUCCUGCGCCCGAGGCCGGCAAGAUCUUCCACGACUUCGCCAAACUCCCCAUCUCAGAGGAGCAACUGAAUGAAGAGCGCUCUGCCCUGCAGCGGAAAUACUUCCCCAGAUCGCAGCCUCUGCCAGGUGUACGCACGCUUCUCAACAACCUAGCCUCAACAAAGUCAACCUCUGAACCAGUGUACAUCGCACUGGCAACAUCAUCCCACAGCGGCAAUUAUAAACUGAAAACCGACCACCAAACCGACCUAAUGUCCGUCUUCCCAGAUGCAAACAAGGUUCUCGGCGAUGACCCGCGCAUCGGCAAUGGCCGUGGCAAGCCCCUGCCUGAUAUCUACCUGCUUGCGUUGGAGACUAUCAACGCCGAACUGCGUCAGCAGGGUAAGAUUGAGAUCAAGCCAGAGGAGUGUCUCGUUUUUGAAGAUGCCGUUCCGGGCGUUGAGGCUGGUCGUCGGGCUGGUAUGCAGGUUGUCUGGUGUCCCCACCCUGGUCUCCUGGGUGCGUUCAAGGGUCGUGAGGAGGAGGUUCUUGCUGGUGCGACUGGCUCCCAUAAGGAGGCGGACAAGUUUGAUGCUGAGAAGGAGGCUGAGCAACUUCAGGCUUGGCGUUUGCAAGGUGCUGGAAAGCCUGGGACUAUUGGGGAUGGGUUUGGUCAGUUGUAUGCGACGCUGGAGGAUUUCCCGUAUGAGAAGUAUGGGAUUCGGAUUCCUUGA
Molecule: messenger RNA, 873 nt
Organism: Penicillium antarcticum
Lineage: Eukaryota; Fungi; Ascomycota; Eurotiomycetes; Eurotiales; Aspergillaceae
Product: haloacid dehalogenase superfamily protein
Exons: 3
Coding region: 1-873 (290 amino acids)
Molecular function (GO): phosphatase activity
Source: RefSeq, a predicted model, not a curated record